This is a messenger RNA of Candidozyma auris, 2394 nucleotides long. RefSeq names its product 27S pre-rRNA (guanosine2922-2'-O)-methyltransferase (gene SPB1). Gene Ontology annotation, molecular function: rRNA (guanine) methyltransferase activity; rRNA (uridine-2'-O-ribose)-methyltransferase activity. The transcript has a single exon. Gene Ontology annotation, cellular component: nucleolus; preribosome, large subunit precursor; nucleus. The coding region runs from base 1 to 2394 and encodes 797 amino acids. The record is from RefSeq and is a predicted model, not a curated record. Gene Ontology annotation, biological process: maturation of 5.8S rRNA from tricistronic rRNA transcript (SSU-rRNA, 5.8S rRNA, LSU-rRNA); rRNA methylation; maturation of LSU-rRNA from tricistronic rRNA transcript (SSU-rRNA, 5.8S rRNA, LSU-rRNA). Lineage: Eukaryota; Fungi; Ascomycota; Pichiomycetes; Serinales; Metschnikowiaceae.
AUGGGUAAAACACAGAAGAAGAACAGUAAGGGCCGUUUGGAUAGGUACUACUAUCUUGCUAAAGAGAAGGGCUAUAGAGCCAGAUCCUCCUUUAAAUUGAUACAGAUAAAUGAAAAAUUUGGUCACUUCUUAGAAAAGUCAAAGGUUGUUGUAGACCUCUGCGCGGCUCCCGGGUCGUGGUGCCAGGUUGCCUCCAAUCUUUGUCCUAUGAAUUCAUUAAUCAUCGGAGUGGAUAUUGUACCUAUGAAACCGCUUCCUAAAUGUAUUCUUUUUCAAUCAGACAUAACCACUGAAGAUUGUCGCUCGAAAUUACGUGGACAUCUUAAGACUUGGAAGGUUGACACCUUUCUUCAUGAUGGCGCACCCAAUGUCGGACUAGGGUGGGUUCAAGAUGCAUUCACCCAAUCGCAGCUUGUCCUCAAAGCUCUCAAGCUUGCCGCUGAGCAUCUCAUUCAAGGGGGCACAUUCAUAACGAAAGUUUUCAGAUCAAAGGAUUACAAUAAUUUGAUAUGGGUAUUUCAACAGUUAUUCGACAAGGUGGAAGCAACAAAACCUCCGGCUUCAAGAAAUGUGUCAGCUGAGAUAUUCGUUGUUUGCAAGGGAUUCAAAGCUCCAAAAAAGUUGGACAAUCGAUUGCUCGACUUAUCCGAAGUUUUUGAAGAGAUUGUCAAGCCACAAGAAUCUAGUGAAGCAAAGGUUUUCAAUCCAGAAAAAAAGACCCGGAAAAGAGAGGGAUAUGAAGAAGGAAAUUAUUUAUUAUACAAAGAAAUGGACUUGCUCGACUUUAUUCGGGAUGAAGAACCAAUUAAGCACUUGGGGGAGCUCAACAGAUUGACUGAACCUCCUCUUGACAAUAAGGAGUGGAAACUUUUGUUGAAAAUGAAAUUAUGGAGCCCUGAAUUGAGGGAAUGCGUCAAUGAUUUAAAGGUGUUGGGCAAAAAAGAGUUCAAGCGCAUUCUCAAAUUUCGUAAGCAAGCAAGAAGUGUGCUUUUGCUUGAUCAGAAGAGCGAAGAGGAAGGCACUGAAGAAGUUUCUCCAUUGACAGAGGAAGAACAAAUCAGUCAGGAAUUAGCAUCCUUGCAAGAAAAGUUGCGUCAAAAACGAAAACGAGAGAAGAAAGCUGCAAACGAGUCCAAGCAGAAGGAAAUCAAGCGAUUACAAAUGAAUAUGCUUACUGAUAUGUCUAUUGGUAUCGAUGCUGCUGACAAUUCCUCUCAAACGCUUUUUAAUUUGAAUGCAGCCCGUAAGACGGGUCAAAUUGAAGCACUUACAAACGGGAAAAAAAGAAUGGUUCUUUCAGAUAAAGCUCAAAAUACCGAUGUAUCGUUUGAUGAUACAGAAUCAAAGCCUAACUCAGACUCAGAUAUAUCGGACCUUGAGGAUGAGCUUGAAUUGAUGUAUAAACAAUUUAAGCUUAGGCAAGCUGAGAAAAGUUCUAGACUCAAGUCUAAGCUUAGUCGAGGACAUCAUGAAGAUGAAAAUUGGGAGGGUAUUCAAAGUGACUCAGAUAGUGAAAGUGAGUCCGUCAGUACGAUCCAGGAUGUCGACGAAUCUGACGACGAGGCAAUUGAAGACAUGGCUAAAAAUAGGGAUGCUUCGCUGUGUACGUUGACGAAUGAGGCACACAUGUUCUAUUCGUUGAACCCAAUUCUUUCAAAAAUCGACGAGAGCGUGCUUCUUGAAUCUUUGUCGUCCAAUUCAUCAGGCGAAUUGAAGGUUUUGGAGGGUGUUAGCGAUUCCUCAGAGGGUCAUCCAACGGAUGAUGUUAUGAGUGAUAAUUUUGGCAUCGUUGCUGAUGAUCUGAUGGAUAAGAGAAGCGAUUCACAUGACUCAAAGGUCGAAAUCGACACAGUAGAGGCAAUGACACUAGCGCAUCAAGUUGCGUUGGGUAAAAAAAAUCUUCAUGACCUUAUCGAUGAGGGAAUCAAUAGAUAUUCUUUCCGUGAUAAAGAUAGCUUACCAGAUUGGUUCAUAGAGGACGAGAAGAAGCACUCAAAGAUCACUAAACCAAUCACAAAAGAAGCUGCUGCCACAAUUAGGGAGAAACAAAAGCAACUCAAUGCACGUCCGAUCAAAAAAGUCUUAGAAGCACAGGGUCGAAAGAAGAUGAGAGCUGUGAAAAGACUCGAAAAGUUAAAGAAAAAAAGCGAUCUCAUUAAUGAAGAUACAGAUAAGAGUGAAAAAGAUAAGGCUGAUGAAAUUCAGAGGUUGAUGCGCAAGCUAUCGAGAAAAGGCGCUACAAAACCUAAAGCAACUCUUGUUGUGGCGAAGGGACACAACCGUGGCUUGAGUGGAAGGCCAAAAGGUGUGAAAGGUAAGUAUAAGAUGGUGGACGGUGUCAUGAAAAAUGAACAAAGAGCAUUAAAAAGAAUAUCCAAGAAGCAUCGGAAAUAA